Molecule: messenger RNA, 3357 nt
Organism: Copidosoma floridanum
Lineage: Eukaryota; Metazoa; Arthropoda; Insecta; Hymenoptera; Encyrtidae
Product: vascular endothelial growth factor receptor 1
Biological process (GO): protein phosphorylation; cell surface receptor protein tyrosine kinase signaling pathway; multicellular organism development
Cellular component (GO): signaling receptor complex; plasma membrane
Molecular function (GO): transmembrane receptor protein tyrosine kinase activity; ATP binding
Source: RefSeq, a predicted model, not a curated record
AUGGCAACGUUGCAAGUGGCAGGAAAUUCAAAAUGCUCUGGGACGGCAAUCAGAUGCCAUGGAUAUAAGCCUCAGCUAUAUCCAAAUGUGACCGAGUUAGAGAUAAAUGAAGGAGAAACUCUGAACAUUACGUGCACAAGCAAUGGCUACGUUAAUUUUUAUUUUCCCACCAACAAUACACGGGGUAGAACGACCUCUCAACCCGACAUAAUACCAGACGGAAGAAGCACCAACAAGACAUUUAUAAGAUCAUCAACAGUUUUUGGAGACACCGGCUGGUAUUGUUGUGCUGAUGAAAGCAAACAAAUAACAAGCAUGACGGUCAAAGAUCACAAUGAUUCACAUGUUACUUGGAUGUACGUUUACGUUAAAUCCAGUAAAAAUCCAUUUGUGCAUGAACAUGAAGAAUGGGAUUAUUUGUAUGCUUUUGGAUGUAUUGGAAAUAUAAUUUUACCAUGCCAGACGACUUCUCCUGAAUUUAAAGUUACUUUAAAAAGACACCAAAAUGUAGUUGAACUUGAUGAAAAGACAACUUUUGAUCCCAAAAUAGGUUACAUUAUGCGGGAUACGAAAGAAAGGUUUAGGGGAGUAUUUACCUAUUCUAACAGUGCUUAUAUUAAUCUGACGUCUGUUGAGAAAACAAUUUACAGAUUACGUGGUGAAUCUGUUACUUUUGUGGCUAACGUCUCUGCAUGUCCAAAACCUAUUUUAAAGUGGGUGGAUAAUUAUGGUGGAAAUUUCAUGUUUAUAACUUAUCCAUUGAAGCUAAUAUCCUACAACCAAACAACAAGUAGCUUACACAUGGAUGAUAUUAAAAUGAUUAAUGAUGGAAUGUAUACACUAAUGGCUGAAAGCAUUGCAGGACGAAGAAACAUAACGUUUCAUCUUAAAGUUCUUGAUGGUAUUCCUAAUAAGGCUUAUGGAAUUAUUCAGCCAAAAAAGAAGUUUCGUGAAGGUCAAAAUAUUUCUUUGAUAUGUUACGCUGUCAUUCACGAAUAUUCUGAGGUAUAUUGGCGUGAUGACACAUGCAAAAAAGUUAUGGAUUCUGAUCGAAUUCAUGUCACGUUUGAAAAAACUAACUAUACUUACCGAGCUAUUCUGUCGAUCAGUAAUUUAAGUUAUUCGGAUGAAAGGGAUUAUUAUUGUAUAGGAAUAUCAUCGUACAGACAAUAUUCAUUUAAUACAGAAUCUCCAGAGAAAUAUUCUCUUAAAAUCAAUGUUCCAGCUUACUUUCUUCGUGGAAAUAUGAAUGACGUUUCAAUAACACGAUUUGCGAAAGACCCUGAAAAUCCUAUCUAUUUAUCAUGUUACUUUGAAGGACUGCCAACACCUAAUAUAACUUGGUUCAAAGAUGGAACAUCUUUGAAGUCAUCAAAACAGUUUACUUUUAAGGAGAGAAAUCAAAAAUUAAUGAUAAGAUACCUGUUGGAACGCGAUAGUGGAAAUCAGAAACUUUCCCUCUGGAUUGGAAUGAUCAUGUGGCUUAUUACAAUCAUUGCAUUUCUUUUAAUUCACUUUUAUUUAAAAGCCAAACAUAGGAAGUUUAAAGAAAAACAGCUAUUAGAAGCUUGUUGUACACAUUCAGAAGACGGAGCACUUGAUUUGAUAAAUCCAGAAGUCACUGUAGAUGAUCAAACAGAGCUCCUAUCAUAUGAUAGAAGAUGGGAAUUUUCUCGACAGAAAUUAAGAUUAGGAAAAAAAUUGGGCAGUGGAGCUUUUGGAGUCGUAUACAAAGCAAAAGCUAAUGGAAUUAUUGCUGAUAAGUCAAUUUCAACUGUGGCUGUAAAAACUGUCCGCAAAAAUGCAGAUUUAAUGUAUAUUAGUACACUGGCAAAGGAACUCAAAGUUAUGAUUUAUCUAGGACAGCAUUUGAAUGUUAUAAAUCUUUUAGGUGCUUGUACCAAAAAUAUAGCGAAACGUGAACUUUUGGUGAUCGUUGAGUUUUGCAAAUUUGGGAACUUGCAAAGCUAUCUUUUGUGUCAUCGAAAAAGUUUCAUUAAUCAAAUUGAUUUAGAUACGGGAAAAAUAAAUCCACGUAAAGAUAAAAAUAUUCAAAGGACAGUACACGAAAUUUCUAACAAUCACAGAACGACCUUGUGCGAUAGCAGUCCAAGCAAUAAGCCAAACAUUUACAACAUAGAAGCUCGUCCAAUUGAAUCCAAUUAUUUUAGUAAUAAUGACACCCAGCCAGAGUGGCGUUCUAAUUACCAAGGGGACUACAUUGAUGAAGAUGUUGUCUUCCUCUGCACUGAGGAUCUUUUGUUAUGGACUUAUCAGGUGGCAAACGGCAUGGAAUAUCUUUCAAAAAAAAAGGGAAGCAUCUAAGUACUGCAUUGUGACUUAGCCGCGAGAAAUAUAUUAUUGGCAGAAAAUAACAUUAUUAAGAUAUGCGAUUUUGGUCUGGCAAAGACAUUGUACAAAGACGAAAACUACAAAAAGCAAUGCGUUGGAAAGUUUCCUGUAAAGUGGAUGGCCAUUGAGUCCAUCAGAGACGGGGUAUUUUCAACUAUGUCGGAUGUGUGGUCAUUUGGUGUAGUUCUAUGGGAACUUUUCACCCUCGCAGACAUACCUUAUUCAGAUAUAGAGUUUGAGGAGAUGUUUAAGAAAUUAAUCAAGGGGUACAGAUUAGGGCAGCCCAUUUAUGCUACCAAAGACAUUUACGACAUUAUGCUACAUUGCUGGGAGGAAGAGCCGAUUUUGAGACCAUCUUUCACAAUGCUGGUUGAAAGCAUUGGAAAACUUUUACAAGAUAAUGUCAAAACACAUUUCUUAAGACUUUAUCAUGAGUACGAAAAUUUUAACAGGAAAGACCUGUUUGAAACAAAAGAAAAUAAUUUAUCCACCACAUCAUUACCAGAUGAUAUAACGAUUCCAUUAAUCCGACAAAACUACUUAAAUUACACCGAAAACCCGAUAUUAGCUCCCAACUGGCAUGUAACAAGGAUGGUUGUGUGCUACGAGUUGUGGGUAUUUAAGGUAGACCUAUUCUUGAAGCACAAAGGGUAUCCAAAAUUCAGAACAAUUUUAAACAUCGUUCAAGAAAAACAAGACGAAGAAUUUGGUUUAGUGAAUCUCAUAACGUCUGAGCUUAUUAUAAACAAUGUUACAAACGAAGACAAAGGUAGUUACACUUGUAAAUUGAGAUCUUCAUUCCAAGAAACUAAGAGUUUUGAUAUUAACGUUUGCCUAUUUCAAACUAACAAACCGUUCAUAAAUUUAACGUCUUACAAUCCAAUUACAUUUUCUGAGGAUGGUGAAUCAGUGACUUUCUUGGCUCUUGUUGAUGCAUGCCCCCACCAACUUUUGAGUGGAUUCACCCACGAGGAUAUAAGAUUCUACCCUAUUAUAGAGGCAUGA